AUGUUCAAAUCCAUAAUAAGACCAGCGGUUAAGCCGUCAUACAUGACCAGACGUGCAUACCAUUCAAUAGAUCAUCCAAGCUCAAAUAUAAUCGUUAAUCCAAAAUCGAUGGAAUCAAUAAUAUUGACGAAAUCGCUUACGUACCUUCCAAAAUUCGGAUUUGAUUCGUUAUGUAUAACCCAUGCGAUCAGGGACUUGAAAUACCCAGAUUCUUUACAGUCAGCUUUGUCUAGUGCUCCUUCAGGAAAUUCAUUAGAGUUCCAAUUAAUGUUACACUGGCUUAAAAUUCAGAGACAAACCUUACAAGAUCAUGUAUUAGAUCCUAAAAGCCAGUUCAACACUAUAAAUGAUGAGUAUGAAAGAGUCAUAUAUUUAAUUAAUAAGAGAUUAGAAUAUAAUCAACCUAUCAUAGACAAAUUAUCGUCAGGUUUAUCGCAGUUGAUUGCGCCGUACAACAUAAAUCAAUCUUUAGACGAAUUGCACAAUUUGAGUGACGAUAUAGCAUUUUAUGCGGGAGAUACUUCUAAUGACUUUGCCUGGUACUCUAAAAGAUUGGGAUUCUCUUCUAUUUAUGUCAGUUCCGAGGUUUUCAUGUUGCAGGAUACAAGUGAAGAUUUUCAACAUACUAAGAAGUUUGUCGAAGAUAAGGUGCAGGCAUUCAGCAACUUAGGUGGAGCGUAUAAUGAUGUUGAGCAAUGGGGUACGUUUAAUGCUAUCAGUUUAGUCAACUUGAUCAAGAGUCAAUUAGCUAGAGGUUAA
Debaryomyces fabryi is the source of this 759-nucleotide messenger RNA. Its product is annotated as ubiquinone biosynthesis protein. Gene Ontology annotation, molecular function: lipid binding. Bases 1 to 759 code for a protein of 252 amino acids. Gene Ontology annotation, biological process: ubiquinone biosynthetic process. Lineage: Eukaryota; Fungi; Ascomycota; Pichiomycetes; Serinales; Debaryomycetaceae. The transcript has a single exon. The record is from RefSeq and is a predicted model, not a curated record. Gene Ontology annotation, cellular component: mitochondrial inner membrane.